CAAAUUGUCUUAAUUAACGUUAAAAAUAAUGUUCAUUAAUCAUUACUGAAAUGUCAACUGUCAUUUUGACAGAACCUCAAUUUUUCGCUUUGUAUUGUUUUUUAAUUUUUUGCUUCUGCACCUCUCAUUUGCCCCCGGAAUUUUCUAUCAACAAACGUCAUCAAUUCUGUCAAAUUCGGGGGCAUGACUCAUCGCCGCCAAGCCUUUCCUUCUUAUCUUUUCUUUAUUGUGCACGAUGACGGAAAGUGACGCCCCAAAUUGGCUCACAGAGCUCGAAAAAAAACGCGAAAUUCGUCUAAAGACCCGUUUGGGUCACGAAGCUGGUGCCGGUGCCCCAUGUAUAAAAUGUUCGGAAAAGUGUCCCGGUCUCGACUUGCAUUUCUGGCGGAAAAUCUGCAAGAAUUGCAAGUGUUCGAAGGAGGAUCACGACGUCCACGAUGAUGAUAUUUACGGAUGGGCCCAAUUUCAAUUAUUAGGAAGUAAACCAACAAGAACCAAGCGAAAAAUUGUUUUGCCGGGGAAAAAGGACGAAGUGGAGUUGGAAUGGGCCCCCAAAGGCAAUACCGAGACAAUUGAUCGCUAUUUGAAAACUGUGGCGCCUGAAACGUUGCCAGUUAAGGGAUCACAAGCGGCUCAAGAGCGCAAACAACUCCUCCAGAAGCAGAUUCCAAUUCAUGAUUUGGAUCCGAGUUUGUGUCACGAAUUGACCGAUUCGGAAUUGAAUCAAAUGCAAGAUUACAUCAAACAUAUGAAAGGGAGUGCUGGAGUGGGGCAAAUCAUACAAUUUGGUGUCAAUUAUGGGAAUUUGUACCACUUGGGAGAACCCAACACUGCUAAAAUCGUCUCUGACCGAAUUCCCAAAACAAUUCCAGCGAACGAAACCGUCCAAUUAUUACCAGGGCUCCACCCCAAACAAUUUGAGAAAAAAUUAUCAAUGAAAGACCAAAAAGAACUAGACGCUUUCUUCGAUAAAAUACCCAAACCUGUUAAUAUGACAGCACAUGCAGAAAAGUCGGGUUAUGUCAAUUCGCCCAAUUUUGUCACUUCCGCUGGACAAAUCACACAAUAUACAAAUCCUGAGACGUCCGAAAUAACCCCAUUGGGAUCCACACUUCCGGUUUCACGCUUUGCGCGCGAAUUAAUCCCUGAUUCGAACCUAACCAGUGACGUGACCAAUCAAAACCUUCCCGCGAAAUUAAAAAAUGACCCGAAUUCAAACAAACUCCCCGAGUACAAUCCAAGUCGUUUAAAUGUUCCGGAAAGUCAACUAGUACCAAAUCCGGUCAAAAUUGGCUCAAUUCGUGAUAUUACCUACACUCCAGAGAUUAAAAGUGCCAUUAAAACCGAAAAUCCAACACCCGGGGAAACCCCAAAUGAGAAAAUACCACCACCAAUCGAAACCAAACACUGUCGCAAGUGUCGUAAACAAUUCGCACCGGGUGAAUUUGCGAUUUUUGUCGAGAAAUCAAGCGAUUUGUUUCACAAUAAUUGUUUUAAAUGCGCCGGUUGUAACCAAAAUUUGGCCGAUUUAUUUUAUUUCUACGAUAAAGAAUCGGGUGAUGUUUAUUGCGGACGUGACUUUGCAAAAAUUCGGGGCAUUCCCCGAUGUAAGGCUUGCGAUGAGUUGAUAUUUGUUAAGGAGUAUUGUUUGGCUGAAAAUUCGACGUUUCACUUGAAGCAUUUUUGUUGUUUUGAGUGUGAUGAGGCUUUGGCUGGUCAAAAUUAUGUUGUUGAAGAUUCCCAACCGAUUUGUUUGCCUUGUUUUGAAAAAGUCAAAGCGAAUAAAUGUACAAGUUGUUUGCGAGUGAUUCGACCAGAUGAAGAAGGUUUGACGUUGGCUCAAGGAAUACAUUUUCAUACGGCUGAAGAGUGUUUUUGUUGUUCGGUUUGUAAAAAACCGUUAUUGGGGGCCAAGUUGUUGUUCAGGAAUGGAAAGUUGUUUUGCUCGCAUGAGUGUUUUAAAAGUGAUAAAUAAUUCCAUUUUUAUACACUUGUAUUUUUAUAAGAAUUUUUUAUAAACUAAGUGCCAUUAUUUUAUGAAAUAAACGUUUUUCAAACA
This is a messenger RNA of Tribolium castaneum (red flour beetle), 2059 nucleotides long. It is a transcript of the gene Tes, whose product is annotated as Testin. Bases 236 to 1975 code for a protein of 579 amino acids. The record is from RefSeq and is a predicted model, not a curated record. The transcript is spliced from 2 exons. NCBI's taxonomy places the organism in Eukaryota, Metazoa, Arthropoda, Insecta, Coleoptera, Tenebrionidae. Gene Ontology annotation, molecular function: zinc ion binding.